Molecule: messenger RNA, 1827 nt
Organism: Menidia menidia (Atlantic silverside)
Lineage: Eukaryota; Metazoa; Chordata; Actinopteri; Atheriniformes; Atherinopsidae
Source: the annotation of a GenBank genome assembly
AUGAUAAGCUCGGUGUGCGUUUCGUCUUACCGAGGGCGCAAAUCAGGCAACAAACCCCCGUCUAAAUCAUGUCUGAAGGAGGACAUGGCCAGAUGUGAAGACUCGGACAAAAUCAUCAUCAACGUCGGGGGGAUUCGGCAUGAAACCUACAAGAGCACUCUCCGGACCCUGCCGGGCACGCGUCUGGCGUGGCUGGCCGAGCCGGAGCCGGAGUCGCAGGUCAGCCCGGACUCGGACGCCGAACCGGCCAGUGGCACCGAGUUCUUCUUUGACCGACACCCGGGCAUCUUCGCCUACGUGCUGAACUACUACCGGACGGGCAAGCUGCACUGUCCGGCCGACGUCUGCGGGCCGCUGUUCGAGGAGGAGCUGGCGUUUUGGGGGAUAGACGAGACGGACGUGGAGCCGUGCUGCUGGAUGAACUACCGGCAGCACCGGGACGCGGAGGAGGCCCUGGAGAUAUUUGAGCCGCCGGACCCGGAGGACACCGAUGACGACCGAGAGACCCCGAGGCGGUUCGGCAUCGAAGACUGCUCCGACAGGUCCAAGAGCUGCUGCGAAGUUUGGCUGCCCAAGAUCUGGGCCUUGUUCGAUGACCCUUACUCGUCCAGGGCUGCCCGGGGAGUGGCAUUCGUUUCGCUCUUCUUCAUUCUGGUGUCCAUCACCACCUUCUGCAUGGAGACCCACGAUGCCUUCAACGAAAUUAAAAACAUCACGGUGCCAGUGAAAUUGGGCAACAUUACCUAUUAUGAGAAGAAGUAUAUUAUCGAGACAAAUCCCAUCCUCUUCUUAGUGGAGGGCAUCUGUGUGGUGUGGUUCACCUUUGAGUUCCUGGUGCGCAUCAUGUGCUGCCCGAAGAAGCUGGUCUUCAUCAAGAACACGCUGAAUAUCAUUGACUUUGUGGCUAUCAUUCCCUUCUACCUGGAGAUGGGCCUGAGCAGCUUAACAUCCAGCGCGGCGAACAACGUGCUCGUCUUCCUCCGUGUGGUCCGGUUCGUGAGAAUCCUGCGGAUCUUCAAGCUGACGCGGCAUUUCGUGGGCCUGCGUGUUCUGGGUCACACGCUGAGGGCCAGCGCUAACGAAUUCCUUCUGCUCAUCAUCUUCUUGGCGUUGGGCGUGCUCAUCUUUGCCACCAUGAUUUACUACGCCGAACGCAUCGGCGCCAGUCCGGAUGACCCCACGUCCUCGUCGCACACCUACUUCAAAAACAUCCCCAUCAGUUUCUGGUGGGCAGUGGUCACCAUGACAACGCUGGGCUACGGAGACAUGUAUCCUAAAACGUGGCUGGGCAUGAUGGUGGGAGCGCUGUGUGCCUUGGCCGGUGUUCUGACCAUCGCCAUGCCAGUUCCCGUCAUCGUCAACAACUUCGGCAUGUACUACUCUCUGGCCAUGGCAAAGCAGAAGCUGCCGAAAAAGAAGAAGAAACACACCCCCAAUCCGGACAUCCCGACCGACUCCGCGUCCUUCGGGAAGUCUGAAACAAACUCACACAUAGAUAGCACUCAGAGUGACACCUGCCCUCUGGCUGCGGAGGAAAACGUGAGCAGGAACCGCUCAGGUAAGACCGCCAUGUUCAAGGACUCAAAACAGAAUGGAGAUGCAAAUGUGACCCUUUCAGAUGAGGAAGGCUGCAGCCUGACCCAGCCGCUGUCGCCCAAUGAAAAGUGGUCCCUGCGGUGCUCAAGAGGGCGAGUCAAGAAUAAGAAAGAGGGCACCUGCUUCCUCCUCACAUCUGGAGAUCACAGCAUCCACGUUGGUGAGGAACAUAAGCGUCAGUACACACAUGAAUACAUGUUUAGCCUGUCUGUGACAUAUUGGUUGUCAUGA